This is a messenger RNA of Plasmodium vinckei vinckei, 2124 nucleotides long. RefSeq names its product cytidine triphosphate synthetase, putative. The record is from RefSeq and is a predicted model, not a curated record. Gene Ontology annotation, molecular function: CTP synthase activity; identical protein binding. The coding region runs from base 1 to 2124 and encodes 707 amino acids. Gene Ontology annotation, biological process: pyrimidine nucleobase biosynthetic process; CTP biosynthetic process. The transcript has a single exon. Lineage: Eukaryota; Apicomplexa; Aconoidasida; Haemosporida; Plasmodiidae.
AUGGAAACUAUGGAGACCCAAAAUUCCAUAACCAAAUAUAUCAUUGUGACUGGAGGAAAUAUGAGUGGGCUAGGAAAAGGGACUGCUAUGAGUAGUUUGGGGGUAUUACUACUGACAAAGAAUAUAUUGUUAACGACAAUUAAAAUUGAUCCAUAUUUAAAUAUCGACGCUGGAACAAUGUCUCCAUAUGAGCAUGGAGAAGUAUAUGUAUUAGAAGAUGGUGGGGAAGUUGAUUUAGAUUUAGGGAAUUAUGAAAGAUUUUUAAAUAUAAAAUUGACUUAUAAAAAUAAUAUAACAUCAGGAAAAGUAUAUGAGCAAGUAAUAAAAAAAGAGAGAAAAGGAGAAUAUUUAGGAAAGACUGUCCAAGUAGUGCCACAUGUAACUGAUGCAAUACAAAAAUGGAUAAAAGAUGUUAUUGACGAAAAUAUUAAAAAAAUGAUAAAAGAAUAUAAUAUAACAGAUAUUGAUCAAAUACCUUGUAUAUGUUUAAUAGAAGUGGGAGGAACGGUAGGUGAUAUUGAAUCAGCUGUGUAUUUAGAAGCAUUACAACAAUUAACAAAUAAUUUAAGAAGUGAUGAUGUAUGCUUAUGUCAUUUAUCACAUGUACCUAUAACAGGAAAUCUCAAAGAACAAAAAACAAAACCAACACAACAUAGUGUUAAAAUUUUAAGAGAAGCAGGGUUAAAACCAGAUUUUAUAUUUUGUAGAUGCGAACAGCCAUUAAAUGAAGAAGCUAAACAAAAAAUUUCUUUAUUUUCACAAGUAAAAAAGGAGCAUGUUAUAUCAUUACAUGAUACAUCUAAUGUAUAUAAAGUACCUUUAAUAUUAGACCAACAAAAUUUUUGUACAAAUGUUUUAAAAAAAUUAAAUCUAGAACAUAUUGUUUUAAAAAAUAAAUUUUAUAUUGCUCCAUAUUCAUAUAAUACAUGGAAGCAAUUAUCAGAUAGAUAUGAAUCAUCUAAUGAAAUUGUAAAUAUUGGAAUUGUAGGAAAAUAUACAGCAUCUAAUGAUACAUAUCUUUCUAUAAUUUCAGCAUUAGUACAUGCAUGUAUAGAGUGUGGUUAUAAAUUAGUUAUUAAAUAUAUUAAUAGUAGCCAUUUGUCAUUAAAAAAGAAAAAAAAAAAAAAAACGAUAGAUUUAAAAAAAAAAAUAAAUAAAUAUCAGUAUGAUAUAUGCUUAGAUAAUGAUAAUGACUCAAGCCCAAAACAUACAUUUGUAGAUGAAACUACAACUGAUGAAGAUUAUGAUAAAAAAAGGAAACUUAAAUAUGAUAAUGCAUGGAAUACAUUAAGAUCCGUUGAUGGUGUAUUAGUACCAGGUGGAUUUGGUACACGUGGCAUAGAAGGAAAAUACCUUUCUUCACAAUAUUGUAGAUUAAAUAAUGUACCAUAUUUAGGCAUAUGCUUAGGUAUGCAAACAUCAGUAAUAGACGUAACUAGACAAUUUUUGAAUAAAUGUGCAAGCUCAGAAGAGUUUGAGGAUGUAGAUGAAGGAAAAUCUACUUCAGGCAAUGAAAAUGAAUAUAAACGUGAAAGUAAUGAUGAAAAAAAUAUAAAUUGCUAUUACAAUGGAAUGCCGACUCAAAAAUAUAUAGAUAAUAUCCCUAAUAAAUUAGCAGAAGAUAAAUUACAAGAAAAGAUUAAGUUAAUGGGUAUAACAGAUUAUUAUAAAAGCAUAGACGAAAUUGAUAAUAAUAAUGUUAUAAUUUCUAUGGAUGGAUUUAAAGGGGAUGAUAAAAAAGGUGGUACUAUGCGACUCGGUGUAAAAAAAUCACAAAUCAUUGACAAAGAUUCAUUAAUGUAUAAAUCUUAUGAUGAAGCAACAUAUAUUUAUGAAAGACAUCGACAUAGAUUUGAAAUUAAUCCUAAAUAUGUCCCAUUACUAGAAGCAGUGGGAUUAAGUUUUGUAGCAAAAGAUUCUGAUAGUGUUCGAAUGGAAGUCUGUGAAAUUAAACAUUUAGAUUUCUAUGUAGGUGUUCAAUUUCACCCUGAAUUUACAUCAAGACCUUUUAAAACCAACCCUAUAUUUUUAUCUUUCAUAUUAGCAUCAAAAGGAAUGUUAAAAGAUCGACUAAACAAGUUUGGAAACAAAUUAUAUUCAGGAAGUCUUUAUAGCAAAUUUUAA